AUGAUGGCGAUUGCCAACUGCGCUUUUAUUGCGAUUUUCCUUCUCACUAAUGUUAUUGACCAAACAAAUGCAGCUAUGGGCGGAUAUUAUUACGACAGUGUUCAAGGAAGGCACAUACCAUUUGGUGGUGGAUCUGCUGGUCCAAGAGAAGAUCCCUAUGCCAAUGGACCAGUUGAAGUAACUUAUUAUGACCCUGAUAGCGGUGAAUUCCGUAAAAAAAUGUGGUCUCCGUAUGAAUAA
Rodentolepis nana is the source of this 240-nucleotide messenger RNA. The record is from the annotation of a GenBank genome assembly. Lineage: Eukaryota; Metazoa; Platyhelminthes; Cestoda; Cyclophyllidea; Hymenolepididae.